Messenger RNA from Penicillium taxi, 297 nucleotides. RefSeq lists its product as uncharacterized. The transcript is spliced from 2 exons. NCBI's taxonomy places the organism in Eukaryota, Fungi, Ascomycota, Eurotiomycetes, Eurotiales, Aspergillaceae. Bases 1 to 297 code for a protein of 98 amino acids. The record is from RefSeq and is a predicted model, not a curated record. Gene Ontology annotation, molecular function: chitin binding.
AUGCCGGCGGAAGUUGCGAACGCCGUCUGUGGGCCCCAGAUGCCGAGCAAGCAACGGCCAGCAUCGGGCGUGUCGCUGGCGAGCCUGAAUCCAUGUCCGCUCAGUGCCUGCUGUAACAAGUACGGCCAAUGCGGCAUCAACCAAGACUUCUGCACCGAAUUCAAGUCGGCAACUGGCGCCCCGGGUAUCUCAGCCCCGACCAGAACGGCUGCAUCUCCAACUGCGGCACCGACGUCGUCAUCGGCGAUGCCCCGGCCGAGUACAUCAGAAUUGGCUACUUCAAGAUAUAUUGAAUAG